Sclerotinia trifoliorum is the source of this 1715-nucleotide messenger RNA. The record is from the annotation of a GenBank genome assembly. Lineage: Eukaryota; Fungi; Ascomycota; Leotiomycetes; Helotiales; Sclerotiniaceae.
ACACAGAGUACUAGUUUUCAUACAAAAUAUCAAAUCUGUUCACCCACAGAUUUCUUACAAAUUUUGACGUCUAAUCUUCUAUCGCCGGCGCGCCACGGUCCUUAAACAGCCACGCGAAACCUUGUUAUAACCUAAAAUAUCCAACGUCAUAACACUCGAUCUCAAUCUCAGCCCUGAAUACGAGUAUUCCAUGGCCAAUCCACCAUGAAACUAAUCACAAACUCUACAAACCUCCACAAACUAUGAUUUUACCCAAACUUACCUUCUAUAAUCUCUAGCUUCAUCCAUUCAAUACAUCAAUUAUAUACACCCAUUAUAUACAUCCAUCAGCCAUGUAUAUAAUCAACUUCCUUCCACUAAUUACUUUCCCCCCUAUCAUCUCCGCUCUUACACUCCCACAACAACACCCCCUCACACCAUCUUCAAAUACCUUAUCAACAUCCUCUCAAAUCCAAUCACUCCUUCAACCUCUAAUCGGCUUUGGAACAUGGAAUCUAAAUAUUUCACCGGAAAAUACCACAGAAGCCGUGGCUUAUGCAAUUGAAAUCGGUUAUCGUCAAAUUGAUUGCGCGGCGGCGUAUCAAAAUGAAGUAGAUGUAGGACGGGGAAUAAAAGAGGGUUUGAAGAGGGCCGGUUUGAAGAGAGAGGAUAUUUGGGUUACGAGUAAACUUUGGAAUGAUCAGUAUGUUUAUUUUCACAUGAUGUAGUAUAGUUGGGGAUUGAUUGAUUAGGGGAGAUUUAUCAAAGACUAAUUAUUCGGUAAAAUAGUCAUGGAGAUUACGAGAAUGUGGAAAAAGGAUUAAAUCGAACUCUUAAAGAUCUCGGUCUAGAUUAUUUGGAUUUAUAUCUCAUGCAUUGGCCAAUUGGAUUUGCGUCUAAUGGAACCAAAAAUCUCGAUCACGUCCAAGUAAAUUCAUCUCUGUUCACCCCCUCCCAAAACCUCACAAACUAACAUCAGCCAGACCUACAAAUCUCUAAUCUCCCUCCCCAAAACCCGCGUCCUCAAUAUCGGCGUAUCUAAUUUCUCACCACUUCAACUCAAAAAUGUAGUAUCAACCGGUAUAAUACCAUACACGCAUCAAAUGGAACUCCACCCCUACCUCCAACAAUCCGCCUGGGUAUCCACACAUAAAGCCCUAGGAAUAAAAAUGACCGCCUAUUCUCCAUUGGGAAACACCAAUCCCAUAUACAACUCCUCCUCUUCCCCUCCCUCUUCCUCCUCAUCAAAAGAACAACAAGAAAAAAUCCCACCCCUCCUCCAAAAUGAAAUCCUCCGCGAAAUAGCACAAUCACGAAAUUGUACCCCAGCCCAAGUAGCCCUAAAAUGGAAUAUCUUGAGAGGAAUUUCUGUGAUUCCUAAAAGUAGUCAUAAAGAAUUGAUUGAAGAAAAUUUACAAGCGGAGAAAUGUGAAUUGACGCAUGCGGAUUUGACGAAAUUGAGAUUUGUGGGGAGGAAAUGGUUGAGGAGAUUUAAUAAUCCGGGGGAGGAUUGGGGGUGAGACUUUGAGGGGUUGGAGGGGCUUAGGGUAUUAUUGGGGAAGGAGGGUGUGUGUACUGAGAGAGUAUUUUAAUGGGAGGUAGAGGAUAAUGUUAUGGAAUGGAAUAGGAUGGGAUGGGAUGGGAUUGGAUGGAAUGGAACGGAAUUCAUAUAAAAAAAACCUUACAACCUAUGUACCCCCCAGACUAGCUACUUAACAUAACCUAACAUAACCUAA